Messenger RNA from Caenorhabditis briggsae, 480 nucleotides. The record is from RefSeq and is a predicted model, not a curated record. The coding region runs from base 1 to 480 and encodes 159 amino acids. Lineage: Eukaryota; Metazoa; Nematoda; Chromadorea; Rhabditida; Rhabditidae. The transcript has 4 exons.
AUGACCGAGGAAGGAAAAACCGACAAUUCAAAACGUUCGGAGCUUCGUUUGAAUGUCGAGAACUUUUACAACGAUCAAGAAACCCGAAACCUGCUUUUGGCAGAAGAAGCGGCAAGAAAUUUUAACCGUGAUGACUACGACCAGGUUUUUGCUGGGGAACGUGUCUACGAGUGCGUCAUUGGAACAUCUGUCUGGAGAGUGUCUCGUUCAUCUCUUCUCGCACUUUCUUUGUUCUGCACCAUUGCCGUUGCUGUGAUCGUCAUUGCCAUUGUUCUUCUCUGCACAUUCAUCACAUUGUCGAGCUCAACAGAGAUACCAGAUGAUGUUACCAACGAAGACGUCAUUGGAGUUAUCAAUUGGCUUCAUUACCCAAUCGGCGAUUUGGCUCUUCGUCGUAUUCUUUCCGCUAAUAAGAACGGCGAGAUUGACAAUGCGCAAACAAAACCCUUAUUUAAAAACCCUUAUUUAUUUUUGUCAUAG